UGUCUACGGAAAAUACCCAGAGCAUUCAAGUCAGUCUUGUAGGCUGUCCCACAUAUGGGACGUUGUAUUUGACCAAUGCUCACUUUGGAUAUAUCGUUUGAAUGAUGUGUUACUUAAAACGGUAUGUUUUGACGUCAAGACGACUGCAUCGGCUUUAAACUUUUCAACUAUGGGACCUACCCUGAAAACCAGAGAGAAGUUUACUUCGAGAUGCACUUGUGAAAGUUCUGUUGAUGGCAGAGUUCGGAAACUAAUGGGUUGGCGAAGCUUACAUUGACUCGUCUCUCGACAUAUAGGUUAGACUGCACGGCGAUGCCUCCCCAGGGAGAAGGUGAAUACAAACCUGUUUCAGUAUCGGUUCCGUCGGUCCCUCCGGUCCCCCCGCGAAGGUUCAGGAGCAGGGAUUCGUCUAAGUAUCGAACUGGGACAGGAGAGCGCAAAGUAAAGUGUGUGCUCGUUGGAGACGGGGCUGUAGGGAAGACAAGCCUGAUCGUCAGCUACACAACAAAUGGAUAUCCAACAGAAUAUGUCCCUACUGCUUUUGACAACUUUUCAGCUGUGGUGGCAGUUGACGGCAAGCCGGUGAAGCUACAGCUAUGUGACACAGCUGGACAGGAUGAGUUUGAUAAGCUCCGCCCCCUUUGCUACAACAAUGCUGACAUCUUCAUGCUGUGCUUCAGCGUGGUUAGCCCCGCCUCCUUCCAAAACGUGGCAGAGAAGUGGGUUCCAGAGAUCCGCCGGCACUGUCCGCGGGCGCCCGUGGUCCUGGUGGGCACACAGUCGGACCUGCGGGAGGAUGUGAAGGUUCUGAUCGAGCUGGCCCGUUACCGUGAGAAGCCUGUGGACCCGGUGGAGGCCCGGCGCUGUGCGGAGGAGAUACACGCUUUGUGCUACAUGGAGUGUUCUUCCCUUACCCAGAAGAACCUAAAGGAGGUUUUUGACGCAGCCAUUGUGGCCAGCAUACAAAACUCAGACUCCCAGCAUCCCCAGCGGCACAAACAGAGGACUCCAGACAAGAUGAAGAAACUGUCCAAGUCCUGGUGGAGAAAGUACUGCUGUGUGUCAUAGUCUGGACUAGCCUGGUUGGGUGUUCUAGCUUGGCCUGAUCUAGCCUAGUCUGGUUGGCUGGCGUAUAUUUUCUGAACAUUACACAAUCUUGGCUGCCUAUCUGUCAGCCAUCUGUAGCUACUCAGUAACACAGAGACACAGUCACAGAGAUAAAGGUUAGCAGUAAGACUGGUGUUAACAUCAGGCCUCGGUAACAGGGGGAUUUGUCUCGGCUCACCUAGGGUCAGAGUUCAGGGUCAGUGGUUCUGUGCCAGGGGUCACCUAUUUUCCUGACCUCUGAUUGGCCAACCAUAGGACUUACUCUGGGGAUGUAAACAAACAUUGCCAUGACAGCAUUUCAGAGCUUCUAUUGGGCUUGUCGCCCAUGUGUAGUCCUGCACCUGAUUGACUGUCAGUAGUGUUUCCAUCCAUCUUGUCAUCAGAGAGCAAAAAUGUCAUUCUCAUGAUGAAAGACGAAUAAUGUAGAGUAUCAUCAGUUAAACAGUUGUAUAUAAAUAAUCCAUGCAUUUAUAUUUUUUUCAUUUUAACCAUUCAAGUGGGACUAAUACUCUUUUUGGUUGCAUCUCACUUCUAAAAUAUAAUGCAAAACAUUUAAUUUAGGAAUAAGUGAUGAUUUUUCUCUUAGAAAAUGAUACCAAGGUCACCAAUGUAACACUUCAAUGAAAUCAUGUAUGUAAGUCCUUGCUGUGAUCCAUGAAUUAUAUGUAUAUUUACUGGUAUCUAUUGUUUUUCUGUGUACAAAUGUAUAUGUCAGAAUGAACAUGGAGUCAUAUGUCCCUACCCAUCCACGAGAGCCAACAAUCAACUUUAUUGUUAGUGUUGCUCCACCAUCUCUAUUCUGAGUCCCAUGACCAGGAGGAGUACCGUUUUGUGAAUAGGGUUAGUUGGAAGUAGAUUCUCAGGAUAGCAGUUGCUGAGGCAUAACAUGUAGCCUAUUGUCCCAAGGCUCCCAAUGCAAGUUUGACUGUCAUCUUGAAAAUUGAGACAGAAAUGUGUGGUUAUUGUAGGGUUUGAAUCACAGUGAUUAACAGACUGUAUGGACCGCCUGAGAUCUUUGAUUCUGGAACACAACACCCUAGUCUGGUAGGCCAAAGCUGGUUAAUUGAUCAAACGAAGUGUAGAGGUAACAAAGCUGUUUGAAUUUUGAAUCAUAAGUACCAUCUGUUUUGAUAAAGUUGUUUGUCAGGCCUGGUAACCAGACCUCCUGCAGUAGCAAGUGAAAUUCAAACCCUGGGCUCAGAGAUGCAGUUAGCACCUUACUGGACCUGUGGACAUGUGAGGGAACUCUGAAGGUGAUUUAUGAUGAGAGUCAGACGGAAGGUUUUACUGGUGUAGGCUAUUCCUUGAACUGUCACUAUCAACCACUCAGUUAAGCUGAGUGUCAACAGUGGAACAGAAAAUGAAUAGACACCGAUGGAGAUCUGUUGUACAUUAAAUGGUUCCAUCAUCGCCAAAAUAUUCAUUCUGGCCUUGUAAGGAAGCUGUUCCUUUAGAAUGAAAUGAGAAAGUGAGAUUGUAAAGAGAAAAUAUGGAAGAUAGGAUGUGAAAUGAGGGACCAGGAAGAAGCAAACACAGUGAUGUUGACUGAAAGGAGCAAACGGCUUUCAGCCAGUGUUUUGCCGUAUCUGGAGAAAGGCAAAUAUAAACGUUCAGUGUCUUCAGAUCAAUUUUUAGUGUAUUUGAUAUCCAAUCUGAACGUUAAUUAGGGUUCACUCCACUCAUACAUGCAUCUCAUUCGAGUAGCAUUUUGACACCGCCGAGUGGAUUUCACAAAGUUUCAGAUCAUUCCCAUUGUGGUGGUUUCCACCCAUGGGGGUUAGUGGUCUUUUCAGGGCCGUGUGAAGUAGAGAAGCUGCAUGAACACCUUAGCUCUGGUGUCAGAUCAGAGCAAAACAGCCGUCUGUCUGUCUGCCGUUUGAUACUUUUGUAAAUAAAGACUAUUUGGGAAACA
Molecule: messenger RNA, 3019 nt
Organism: Hypomesus transpacificus
Lineage: Eukaryota; Metazoa; Chordata; Actinopteri; Osmeriformes; Osmeridae
Gene: rhoua
Product: ras homolog family member Ua
Exons: 3
Coding region: 313-1068 (251 amino acids)
Biological process (GO): small GTPase-mediated signal transduction
Molecular function (GO): GTPase activity; GTP binding
Source: RefSeq, a predicted model, not a curated record